GCGGAGGCGGCAGGCGGCAGGUUGCCUCGGCGUUCAAGUUGUGGAGGGUCAGUUACGGCGGUUGUUUUGCCGUUGAGGGCUUCCCCGCGUUAGGGAGCCGUGGGGCGGCGGUGGCUGUGUGCGGGUGGUGCCGGCCUCCUCCCGCGCUAUCUUUGGAGCUUGUCCCUGGCUUAUUUGGCGGGGGCUGUUCCCAGCCGGGCCUGUAAGGCGCCCUAGCUUGCUUUUCCACUGGGCACCCCCACCGCCGCCCGGGGUGCCCCGGCCCGAAGCUUCUGUCCCGGCCCUUCCAUAGGGGCGGCCAUGAGCGUGACGGACUGCGCCGCGGGCUCCUCCCCGCGCUCCAGAAGAAAUGUUUCUGUCCAGGCUGGCAACUCCCCGUGUCUCAUCCACAUAUACUAGUUCUCAUUCUCCAAGUCAGGAGGACUUUACUCCUCUCCCUUCAAUCAAUGAGCGCUGGGCCUUUCUGCAUCCCUCCCGGGAGCUGCUGGAAUACUACCGCAAGAAGAUUGCUGAGUUUGAUGCGGAACAUGAGGAUUUGAUAAAAAGGCUGGAGAGAUACAAAGAAACUUAUGAUGAGCAGCACAAAUUGCAGUGGGAAGUACGUCAGCGAGAAGAGGAGAUUUCAGAGUUGCAAAACGCUUUGAGUGACAUGCAAGUCUACCUCUUCCAGGAGAGGGAACAUGUUCUUCGUCUUUACUCUGAGAAUGACCGGCUGAAAAUCAGGGAACUGGAAGAUAGAAAAAAAAUUCAACACCUCCUGGCUUUAGUGGGAACAGACAAAGGAGAAGUUACCUAUUUUCACAAGGAGCCUCCACAUAAGGUUACUGUUCUGCAAAGGCCGACUAAAUCUGGAGAUCCACAUGAACAGAAUGAUACUGCUAGAACAGGCACCAAGAGGAGAACUUCAAAAUCAGCAGCAAAAGGAGAGAAACCAGAAUGUCCUGAGAGAUAUCAGAGAGAUAAUCAAGCACUUCUACUUCAGGUGGAGGCCCUGCAAGCUCAGCUAGAAGAACAGACACGAUUAUCCAAAGAACAGGUUGAGGCGCUACUAGAGGACAGACGGAUUCACAUGGAGGAAGCCCAGGUCCAGCAUCAGAGGGACCAAGACAAGAUCAAAGCUAUAACGGAUAAACUCCAUAAGACCCAAAAUCUCUUAUAUGAGAGUACCCGUGACUUUCUCCAGCUGAAGUUUGAUGUCCGAGCCAAGGAGAAAGCAUGGAUGGCAGAAAAGGACAGCCUGCUGAGGAAACUUGACAAAGAUCCAGAUCAACUUAUUAUCAGCAGGGAGUCAGGAAGAGAGAAGAAGCAGAGAGAUACCAAGAAGAUGCUUGGAGCAGAUGAUGGAAUUUGGAAACCCCACAGCAGAGAACUAAAGUCACUGCAAGAACAGCUAAUGCAGGAAAAGCGCCUAUCCAACAUGUAUAGGGAGCAGUGUGUCACCUUGGAAUGCGAGUUGGCUAAGGUUCGUGAGGAGGGAGAUGUCGGCAAAGAACUCUUUAAGGAACGCGCAGAAAAGAUGGGGAAGCGCCUGCAGCUGAUGACUCAGCGAUAUGAGGCCUUGCAAAAACGUCGUAAUAUGGAAGUAGAAGGAUUCAAGAAUGACAUUAAAGAUCUUCGACAGAAGUUGAAAGAUGUAGAGAUGCAGCUUUUUAAGGUGACUCUGACUAUUGGACCAGACCAGGACCUUGCAAUCCUUCAUGAGGUCCGCCAAGGAAACAGACUAACCCGUAAAAUUCAAGGAGAACUAAAAAACUUAAAAGCAAAAAUCUAUGGCUUAGAGAAUGAACUACGGGUCUGCUGAAGUUGAGGUAUUAGCUGGCAUUCUAGUUUUAGGAAAGGGACAUUGCUAGGCUGGAACAGUCAUCUGUGAGAGCAGCUCCUGGCUGUUUUCUGGCAUCCAGUGACAGAAGGCUUGAGAAAAUCAGCAGUUAAUGUCAUAACAUUGUACAUGAGCCAUUCCUAACAUGCCAAAUUACAUUGCUGUUUCAGUUGAGAGAUGGCUCUUGAUAAGACUGACAUAAAAAGUACAUGAUGACUAAUAUAUCAGGAAUAUGCUUAUGACUUCAUCUUACCUUCACAUCCGCAGUAGGAGUCAGUGUAUACUAGUCUUCAGCUUUCUUUGGAGCAUAUUAUAAACCGCAUAUGAAAUUAAUGAUUAUGGAAGGAUCUAGCUCAAGAUCUGAAUUGCUUGACUGACCUUUUCAUAUGUGAGAAGCAGCUUUUAAAAAUGGUUUAAAUUAUUACUGUUUUGGUGCUUAGGCACUUCAGGAUGUAACUGGAAAUUUUCUUUGAAAAAGACCAUGUAUAGAAAGUAUGUAUUAAAGUGACUGUCCCCUUGACCAAAUAACUACUUGAAAAGGGCUUCCCUUUGCUUGAUUCUAACCCAAUUGGGACGAACCUGCCUGAUUUAAUAUGGUGGAAAAAAGUAACCUGUUAAGAAGUCAUCUGCAAGAAUCAGCAACGUCUACACUUAUUUUGAAUGUUUGGGCAGAAGGGAAAUACUAAACUAUAAAGUGUCAUCUUCUUGUUGCCUUCCUCCCAGUUUAUAUGAACAUACGGAGGAGGCCCAUAAUAAAAGGCAUCUAGUAUCUUAAUCUCUGCCUCUGCAGCUUUAAACAAUAUCAUGGUUGUGUACCAACAAAUCAGUGUCAACUUUUGCUACAGCAGUUGUUGCUGCUGUACUGUAACUGAAAUUGGAUUGGAAAAACAGGUGCCUAGUUGCUACAUGGUAAAUAUAACUCUGGCUAUAUGAUGAUUAUCUUUAUACCAGACAUGAGGACAUUGCAAUUCUAGAAAACAGAUGAAAUCAUGAAAAGGAUUACGACAUGGCUUCAGCCCAGUUUGUAAUUGUGGGACGUUCAUGCUUUUACUGUAGCAUCAGCAAAUCUUGGCCACCUUGUAGACUGAGAGCAGAUUGCUGUUGGAAAAGAUAUUUCAGUCCCUCUGUUUCCUACUGUAUCUUUCCGACCUUGUUAAAUGUGGCAGAAGCAGAAUAUCUUUCUGAAGUAUAUGCCUAAAGGCUACCAGCACGUCCUUCCCCAUUGAAAAGAAUUUAGUGCGUGAAAGCAGACAGUUUCUUUUAGAUGUGGUAGUGGCCAUGGAGAUACUUGUUCAGUGUUUGGCUGAGGGAGAUACGUAAAAGAUGGUUUUGCGCUGUCAAGGUUUGGAGAAAGAAUUGGUUUUAUAGCACCAACUAAACCAAUGUGGGAGGAGAAAUUCCCUUAAGUCAAUUGCAGGUCCUUUUUGUGACAGUCUUCCUGACCCUUAUGGUCCUGUAGUGUGGCUUUUUUUAUAUAUGCAUUCUUGAGCUCAAAUUCAUCACAGACUUUAGUGUGGGUGGCUGACAGUCUGUACCUAGAUGCUCAACUACUACUACAACUUAAAAGAGGCUGUUUUAAAGUAUGUUGCACUGAUGAGUUUAGCUGAAAAUGCUGAACUAAUUCAGACACUGAUUCAUGAACAACUUGAGUGCCAAUGCUAUUUGGAGGGUUGAGGAAGGUUAUUAAAUAAUGCUAUCUAUCAUUUAGCAUCACGCUUUCUUAGUUGACUAGUACUUUUUCGGAUAAGCCUAGCUAAUUAAAGGGAGUUGGUAUGUGAAGUAACAUGCUACUGUUUUGAAGAUAAGAUAUCGAAUUUAUCACAGGUUCUGGAAGGCUGCUUCUGAAAAUUGCUACAUAAUAAAGUAUUAGCCACUUAUUCAGCAGAAUUUGCCUACUUAAAUUCAGCUAUGGGAAGCUAGCUAAAAGGUCUCUUGAACCUAUAGAAAUAAAUGGGUUUCUGUUUAUUUUCAACUCUUCCAAGCUGAAGAAUUGCCUAUGAAAUUACAUUUUCCUAACUUGAAGGCUGCGAAGUGUGUCUGGAUAAAGCUGGUGGGCUUUGACAGUCGGGUUUGUAAGACUGGGAGGAAGUAUUGGUGUAAGAAGGAUGUAAAUGUUUGAUUCCUUGUCUUCCUUACCAAUAUUCCUUACUACUUGAAAGACUGAACAGAAUAAAAUGGCAACAUUCCUGAUA
Columba livia (rock pigeon) is the source of this 4011-nucleotide messenger RNA. RefSeq names its product coiled-coil domain containing 77 (gene CCDC77). Gene Ontology annotation, cellular component: centrosome. The coding region runs from base 350 to 1801 and encodes 483 amino acids. The transcript is spliced from 11 exons. Lineage: Eukaryota; Metazoa; Chordata; Aves; Columbiformes; Columbidae. The record is from RefSeq and is a predicted model, not a curated record.